Messenger RNA from Lipotes vexillifer (Yangtze River dolphin), 852 nucleotides. RefSeq names its product ciliary microtubule associated protein 2 (gene CIMAP2). The record is from RefSeq and is a predicted model, not a curated record. The transcript has 8 exons. NCBI's taxonomy places the organism in Eukaryota, Metazoa, Chordata, Mammalia, Artiodactyla, Lipotidae.
AUGGCCACCAACUGGUUCACGGGCGCUCCCUUCGGGGGGCGGGCUCCCAGGUUUGGCGUCUCUGCUGUCUACCCCAACCAGAAGUGCAGCACCUUCAGGGAGGCCCCGUAUUCCAGGGUUUACUCUGUGGACGUGUCCCACAUAGGACCUGGGACCUAUGGCUGCAAGGAGACCUGCUUCAGCAUGAAGAAGUUGAAGAAGGAGGUGGGCACAGGCUGCGCCAAGGCCCAGGAAGCCACCCGGCUGACGCAGCUGCCCCACUUCCAGUACCGGGCCAUCCUGAAAGAGAAGCGGCAGCAGAAGGACGAGUUGGGGCCUGGCUCCUACAACUCCAAAGACUUCUUAGAAGAGCUGCAGAAGAAACCGGGCAGCACCUGGGGGCUGCUCAGCUCCGGGGAGGUGUUCUCAUACACGGAGCUUGGCCAGGCUCCCCUCUGGGACCCCACAGCCCCUCUGCUUUCCAGUGCCACAGCUUUCAGCCCACUGGCUGUCUGUGGGUGGGACAGGUCUACAUAUGCCACCUGUGCAUAUGGGGGCCUCCCCAGUGCCAGUGCCAAAGCUGUGGGUGCCUGUCUCCCGAGUGAUGCCUUGGCCCCCAGUGUGCCCACACCCCCUGCCCUGCUUGGUUCUUGUGAGGUCCAGACGAACCCUGUGGGUGUGGGUCGCUAUCUCAACACACAGCUGAUGGAGACAAAGGACCAUCGGCAGUGAUACCGGUCCCUGUUCAUGGGUGGAUCCAAGUGCUACCUCUCAGACCCAGCCCGGAACAGGCUCUUGCAGGAAAGAAUCACACCUUUUACUAGGGGGAAGUGCCCUCCAACUGUGGAUUACAAUUCAGAUCCUAUUCCUUAA